Molecule: messenger RNA, 2454 nt
Organism: Symsagittifera roscoffensis
Lineage: Eukaryota; Metazoa; Xenacoelomorpha; Acoela; Convolutidae
Product: ubiquitin-associated domain-containing protein 1-like
Exons: 10
Coding region: 137-1903 (588 amino acids)
Cellular component (GO): ubiquitin ligase complex
Molecular function (GO): protein binding
Source: RefSeq, a predicted model, not a curated record
UAGAUUUGUUUGUGGGUGUGAUUAGCUAGCUAGUCAUUGUCGUUUGCUAGUCGUCGUCGUUAUAUUUUCAUCUAACAUUCAUUGUCACUCUCAUCAAACUUAUCCACGCACCAAAUUAUUCCACGCAAAGUUAAGCAUGGCCGACGAUAUCAUGAUGUCGGCUCAACCGAGCUCCUCUCUAGGCACGAGUAGUAGUUCAUCACGUCUCGUAUCUCACGACACAGCCGAGGACCUCUCGGACACGACACAAAACAACGAAGUGCUGCUGAACGUAAUGCUAACGUCCGGCCACGAGCAACAUAUAAGAGUAUCGAAAGAUAUUACAGUGCGAAAGGUGAAGCAAUUAUGUAUUCCGAAGUAUAUCGAGGAAAAGAGGCUGAGUGAUUUUGAGAGCAGCGGCGGCGUUCCGGGAGCGUGUGGUGGGGUGCCGGGUGUGAGCGACGACGAUGACGACAGCCGAUUCAAACUUGUUCACGCCAAAACGGGCAGGUGUCUUGCAGACACGCAGACCCUCUCGGACCAAAGUGUAAUUCAUUCAGAUUCCUUGUUGUUGCUACCUCGGAAAACGAAACCGACGCAAUUCACACCAUUGAAAACAGGGGAUGGUUGUAGUAGACCCUCCACUCUUACGAUAGAUGAAAUAACGGGCCCCUUAGAGAAGAAAAACGACAGCAGAAAUCCAAAGAAAGACUCAAACUUCAACAACUACCUGACUGAGAUGAGGAAGAUAAUCUUGUCUCUGAUCUAUGUGUCCCACAGACUUCUCUGCCACAACAAAGAGGCAGUCGACAUGUUCAAAGAGGCUAUAGUUCUGCUGAAAGCGAGCCGAGCAUGUGACGAGCGCCAAUUUCGACUGUCGAGUGCUGGAAACAAAGGAUCCAGUGCAGGUAGAAGGUCAACUGGAGAAGCAUCAGAGACCUCUUCGUCCUCCAAUCAGGACGGAGCCCUUCAGUCGGAGCCACAUGUAGACCCGGACAUGUUGAAACAGUUGACUGACAUGGGCUUCAAGCCACAGCUGUCAAGACUGGCACUAAUUGUCAAUGCCAUGUCAUUAUCAAUGGCCACAGAAUGGCUAUUAGCACAUGGAGAUGACGAUGAAGACACGACAGCAGCUAUUCUCCUCACUCAGGCUGGUUCGCCCCCUCCCCCGUCCUCAAACGACCCCACCCCCACCAACCUCUCGCCACUGGAGACGACAGGGGAGGAAGGUGUUCAGCCAAUGGAAGUAGAUGUAGAUGUGGGAGGAGCUAAUAGUGGGAAUGAUGGGAACCACUCGAUGACCAGUCAAGACGAGACAGUCACGUGUGAUGGACUGAGAGUUCUACAGGAGUUCCAUGACUUGUCAUUUCAGCCAGACGCCAAGGCUUUGAAGAGUCUGCUGGACAUGGGUUUCCCUAAGAAAGAAAGCUACGAUGCGCUGCGUAUAAACGGAAACCACGAGAACUUCGCUUGUGAGUGGCUGUUGAACUGGCCCAGAAGACCGACAGUGGAGGAGUGGGAGCAGGGCAUAGACUCCACCAGUCCCAUGUACAAAGCCAUAGUGUCCAACCCUCUCGUACAGCUACUCCUCAACAACCCCAAGACACUUCUAGCCCUGGAAGAUAUUCUGGGACACCCUAACUCUAUGAGUCACUACCUGAAUGACCCGGACGCUGGGCCUCUCCUGGUGCAGAUAUCCUCCAUCUACUCCACCGAGAGACACUCGGACGCCCAGCUGCAACAUAACCAGCAGCACCAAACCACCUCAAGCAGCAGUCAGCAACAACAACAACAGAACAUCAGUCCCACCAGCUCACAGGUGUCAACUUCGGCCGGGGCCUCGAUGGAUUCGACCGGAGAAGAGGGACUGAUGGAUCCAGUGUCAUCCGCAGACGAAGAUGAUUCCCUUUCCACUCUCAUUUGAGCAAACAAAACUAUAUUAUAUGUCCUCUCAUCUCAGGACUCUUUUAAAUCAAGGAAUCUGCUAUUGCAACUCAAGUUUAGACCUACUAGUAAUAUCAGAUUCAAAGUCUUCAUAUGAGGCGAGGUCCAAUCAGUUGUAAUGAUUACUGAUGUGGUGAAUGUAAUUUAGUUUUAGUAUAAAUAAUAACCUGGUUAGAAAUCACUUGGGGUAAUAUUUAAAUCAUAAAUGCAAAUUUUGUGCGAUUUAGACUGAAAGUUAUCUUCUGUUCAUUUGGAAGUUGACGUACCUUAACAUAACAGACCAUGACCGAAGAAUAGAACUGAACAGUUUUUGUUGUAUGUUUAUUUUUGUUUGUUAUACGAAAAGGUUCGGUGCUAUUUCUAGAUCGGCUUCUUUGCUCACUACUACACUACCAAAAGCCACUACCACGUCUCAAACAUAUUUCAUUUCCAACUGUAAGACUGAAUGCUGUCUGUAAAUGAUCUGCUUCUCAUAUUAUUUCUUCGUUUAGAUUUGAAUCUUUUGAGAAAUGAUUUUCACAAAACUCGAAA